Aspergillus piperis CBS 112811 is the source of this 1208-nucleotide messenger RNA. RefSeq lists its product as uncharacterized. The transcript has 4 exons. Lineage: Eukaryota; Fungi; Ascomycota; Eurotiomycetes; Eurotiales; Aspergillaceae. The record is from RefSeq and is a predicted model, not a curated record. The coding region runs from base 161 to 1048 and encodes 295 amino acids.
CGCUGUUCAUGUCUUGGAUGGUGCUGGUGUCCUUGUUCCGGGUCUAUAUGCGGGUUGCCAUGAACGGACCGGCUGGAUGGGAUGAUGUCGUAGUCUGGAUCGGUGGAGUAAGUAACCCUGAGCUCAUUGCCGCUCGGAAUGCCUGAAUUGAUCGAUCUUAAUGAGACAGGCGAUAGGAAUUGGGAAUGUGGGCGCCAUUAUGAAGGGUGUAUCGCAGGGUCUGGGUCGAAUCAAUCCGACCGACGAAGAGGGUGCCAUGAAGGCUUUGUAUACAGCCAAUCUCCUGUUCCUCGCUAGCCAUGGCGCCUCCAAAGUAUCUGUCUGCCUCCUUCUUCGGCGCCUGGGCCGAGAAGGCGCCUAUAUACGACUUUGCACUGUGGGCCUCGCGGUACUCGUCCUUUGGUUCCUCGCUUCCCUUCUUGCAGUGGGACUUCAAUGUGAACCUUCUCAGCCAUGGAAUCUCACGCAAUGUCACUCUUUCAUGACGGGAUGGCGUGCCAUGACAGCGUUCGAUAUCAUCACAGAGGCCCUUCUGGUGGGCCUGAGUAUUCGAUUGGUGUGGGGAGUGCAGAUGCGUCGCACUCAAAAGGCCGGGGUGAUAGGUGCCUUUGGCACUCGAAUCGUGAUUGUCGCCCUUACCAUUGUGCGCCAAUGUUACCUCAACCGGGUCGGGUUAAACAAUAUUCUGCUGGACAUGUCGAAUGUGGUGGUGGCCACCGAAGUGCUCCUGCACAGCAGUCUCAUGGCGGCGACGGUGCCCUGCCUCAAGCCGUUUGUGAUAGCCUUCAACACGGGCUGGGGUCAGGGUGGCCAGAAAGAUGGCUCUUAUUUGCGGUCGGAAACCAGUGAGGGCCCUCCAUCCAAGGCCCGAUCGCGUCCAUAUCCGGCAGACGAUGAGAUUACCAUGAUCCCGACCGGGGGAGCGAGGGAGUGCGAGGGGUAUCUGGAGGAGGCAAGCGGGGGGUUGGUGAUCCACCAGACGCGCGAGUGGAGUCUACGAACCGAGUAUAUUGAGAUGCAGCCGCUCAGGGGGCCCGAACCAUUGUAAGAGAGCGAUGGUGGUAAUAGAAAUGCUCGGAUUAGCUAGAUACAUGAAGAAUCCCAGACUUUGCUAGCUACUACGCGGCAUCACCACCAACGGGAUCCCGCAGCAUGGACAUGGCGCCGGUCGGAGUCACCCCCAACACACUGACAUCGCGAAACCCAAA